UCACUAAAACGAGUAGCACAUCUCUAAAAAUAUGUUCGAUUAUUAAAUUCUGAGUUUAAUAACCAUUUUCUAAGAUACACAGUUGUCAAACUACUAAUCGUAAAAGUUUAUCCAUUAUAUAUCAAAUUCUUUCAGAAACAUGAAUAUUUGUGGAAGUGUAUUUGUCUCAAAAGACGUGCUGAAUUUUGCUUUAAAAUGUUUAUAUUGUGAAGAAGAUAUAAAUGAGUGGGAGAGUUUUGUUAAUCACAUUCAAAGUUUGCACAAUAGCGACCUAGAGGAACCAUGCAUUGAUCCCAUUGUGGAAUUGGAUUAUAAAGAAAACAAUGCUUUAGAAUGGUUAAAAGAUGAAGUUAUGCCAUCCACUGAUGGCGAUCAUUGGGAUGAAAAUGUAGAUGCUUUGAAAGUGGAAGUACCUUCAGAUGGGGAAGCCUGUAAAACAGAGCCAACAGAAGACCCCGUUUCUGAUAAUGCCGGAGACCACAGUUAUGAUGAUGACAACGACAGUAACUCCGACUCAGACUCUUCUCAAGAAUACUUAGAAAAAAAUAAACAAAAAACUCCCAAAAAGGUUUGUUUACUCAAACUACUUAAGUACAUCAAUAAAUAAAAUAUUUUCUUACAGUUUAAGCCAUCAUUUUAUAGGAAUAACAAAAAUACAAACGUAUUUAUUGAAAUGUAUGAAAAAUCUCCUUGCUUAUGGAAUCCUAAUGACGAAAAUUAUAAUAAUAACACGGAACGUUCAAAAUGUAAAACUGAAAUGAUACAAGGAAUGGAACAAAGAUGUCAAAUAACAUUAACAUACAAAAAAUUGUGGGAAUGCUUUCGGGAGUUGCACAUGUUGUACAAGACAGUGGGGGAGGCCAUAGAGAAAAAAUCAGGUUCAAGAUACAAAAAAUUGUCUCCCACUGUGCUAGGAUAUUAUGAAAAGUGUUCAUUUCUCUCUGUAGCAUUAGAUGGAUUUUUGGAUAUAUUUGAAGAUACGCCAAAUACUGUUACGAAUAUAAGCUUUGCUUCUAAAAACACUAUAACGAUAGCAUUUAUCGACACAUAUGAACGUUUCCCGUCUCUUUACGAUUACAAACACCCAGAUUACUACCAACAAGCUAAACGAAGGCAAACAUACAAGGAUAUGGCUGACAUCCUUAGGAUUGAACAAAACGUUGAGUUCACCGAUGAUGAUAUCUUCAAAGGAAUAGAGUAUAUGCGUCAAUGGUAUUUUAAGCUGAAAAAACGUCUUGGAAAGAAUUUGAAAUUUGAGUCUUUGACAAAAGCAGCGCAACACUAUGUCGAAAAGUUAGCAUUCCUUACCAGAAGAUCAAGGGGCGAGAAGCGGUUCGACACAGAUUUGCCAUGUACAGAGUGUGAUGAGCUAUUUAAAACUAAUGCAGAUAGGCAGGCCCAUCUUCACACUGUGCACAAUAUCGGUGAAUUACCCUACAAAUGUGAUUUAUGCGAUAAAAGCUUUACCAAUAAACCCGCUUUGAAUGGUCAUAAACGAAGAUUUCAUACGGAAAAAAUACACAAAUGUGAAUUUUGCGAUAAAAUUUACGCUAUUCCAGCAGAUCUGAGAAAUCACAUGGGAAUACAUACUGGCCACAAGCCAUAUAUAUGUGAAUUGUGUGGUAAAGGAUUUCGUAAUAGGACUAAGCUACGAUUCCAUAACGAUGCAAUUCAUCUAAAAAUAAGAGCAUUCAAAUGUACUAUGUGCCCGAAAGAUUUUUUGAAAGCACGCGAUUUGCAAGAUCACAUAAAGGCUCAUCUUAACAUAAGAGAUAAGAUUUGUGAUACAUGUGGCAAAGAUUUUACAAGCGCCCACGGAUUACAUCGGCACAAGCAAUUGCACGCGGAAGUUAAAAAGUAUGCUUGUAAAUUUUGUGAGAAACGAUUUUAUCAGUUUGUGGGGCUUAACUCACAUAUGAAGCACCGGCAUGGCAUUUAUAAGAACGGCGGAAAGAAAAGCGAUAAAAUCCCUCACACAGAACCAUUACCGCAAACAUCGACAACAAAUAUGCUCAGCAGCGUUGUUCCAAACAAUUUUGGAAAUGUAAAAAUGGAUAUAUGCGGAAAUGUUUUGGUUUCUAAAGACAUACUCAACUUUGCGCUCAAAUGUCUAUAUUGUGAAACAGAUAUCGAAGAAUGGGACGCCUUUGUUAAUCAUGUACAGAGUUUGCACAACACAAACUAUGAAGAGCCUUGUAUAGAUCCACUAGUGGAAUUGGAUUAUAAAGAGAACAUCGUAGUUGGAUUGAUAAAAGAUGAAACUAUGACUCAAAUUGACACAACUGAGUUUGCGGUUAAUGACGCCGAUAUAAAAAUGGAAUUUCAGUCAGAUGGAGAAUCUGUUAAAUCCGCGCAUUACGACUCUACCGCCUCGGAUGUGGACCAAAGUCAAGAUAAUGAUGCGAAUUAUGUUGACACGGAUACAGAUUCCUCUGAUGAAGAUGGCAAAAAAGAUAUGUCGAGCAACAAAAAAUUUAAUCCAACAUUUUAUAGGCGCAACACGAGCACAACUAUUUUCAUUGACCUAUAUCAAAAAGCUCCAUGCUUAUGGGAUCCCAGUGAUGAUCAUUAUAACAAUAGUGUAGCACGGGAAAAUUGUCAAAAAGAAAUAAUUGAAGAAAUGAAAAAGCGCUGUCAAGUUAUAUUAACUGAUCAAACCGUGAAAAGCUGCUUCCGCAAAUUGCAUAUGCAAUACCAGGCAACACAUCAAGCAAAACAAAAAAAAACAAAGUCGAAGACAAAAAAAUUACCAGCUGUUGUGAUGGAUUAUUUUCAAAAAUGUUCCUUUUUGUCGGUUGCGAAAGACGAUCUUGCCAAAGAAGUAGAGGAGACACCCAUCACAAAUACCAACUUAAGCUUUGCAAAACUAAAUCCGGUAACGGAAACCUUCAUUGAAACAUACGCUCUUUUCCCAGUAUUAUAUAAUCCUAAGCAUGAAGAUUAUAAUAACUCCAGUGUCCGUAAACAAACAUACAAGGAAAUGUCAAAUAUUAUUAAAUCAAAACAAAACAUAGAAUUCAGUGAUGACGAAAUUUAUAAGGGGAUCUACUACUUACGCCAUUGGUAUUACAAACUUAAAAAUCGCCUUGAGAAAGAUUUAGCAGAAAAAGAUUUAUCAAGUGCAGCACAAAUUUAUAUGAAAAAAUGUGCUUUUCUACCAAAUAGAGCUCCAAAUUUAAAAUUGAAAUGUACGGAAUGUAAUAAAGUUUUCCAAAAUGAGACGACGCGGCAAAGUCAUCUCUUCAGGGAGCACAAUAUCGGCGAUUGGCCACACAAAUGUACGGAAUGUGGACGUACCUUUGAAUUCAAAGCAACCUUACUAAUGCACGAGCAACGUAGUCAUGUUGGAAAGGUACAUAAAUGUGAUUACUGUGAAAGACGUUUUGCCGUACAAGUUGAUUUGCAGCGACACAUAGGUACGCAUACUGGUCAAAAGCCCUUUGUAUGCGAAUUAUGUGGGAAAGCCUUUCGCAGUAAGACACAAUUGGGUUAUCACUCAGAUGCCAUACAUACGAAAACAAGAGCUUACAAGUGUACAAUGUGCCCGAAAGAUUUCUUGAAAGCACGCGAUUUGAAAGACCACAUAAAGGCUCAUCUUAAUAUACGCGACAAAAUAUGUGAAACAUGUGGCAAAGGAUUUACCAAUUGCCAUUCACUCAUACGACAUAGACAAAUACAUUCCGAAAUUAAAAAAUUCGCUUGUAAAUUAUGUGAAGCGAAAUUUCAUCAAUUUGUUGGAUUAAACUCGCAUAUGAAAAGAACGCACGGCAUCGUUAAAAGUCAACAAAAGUCCUAAAAUUAACAGACUUUGAACCUUUAUUUUAACAUGGAAGGAUGCGAAACAAAGUUAAGCCAAGAUUUUUCAAGUGAAUUUAAUAGUAUGGAUGUGACCAACUAUUAACGAACGAUAAUUAAAAACUACUAAGCAAUUCAAACAUGAAUAUUGUUGCGAAAUUCAGUACUUUUUUGUUUAAGAAUGAUAGCUUGUUCAGUUAUAGGGAGUUACUAUUAAUUGAGAUUCGCAAAGAACUAAAUAUGGUUUGGCAAUAUUUUAUUUUAUUUUUUUAUUAUUAUACAUUUUAAAUAAGUAUAUAUAAUACAUUAAUAUUAUAAGUAUGUCUUUUGGAAAGAAAGAACACAUAUGUAUGUUAUAUACAUAAAUAUAUAUAAAAGCACAAAAAUUAUUUUAUUUAAGGUGAUUACAUAAAAAGUAUGUAUUAAAUGAAAAUAGUAUACCGCAUAA
Messenger RNA from Bactrocera dorsalis (oriental fruit fly), 4243 nucleotides. RefSeq names its product zinc finger protein 423. The record is from RefSeq and is a predicted model, not a curated record. The transcript has 7 exons. Gene Ontology annotation, cellular component: nucleus. NCBI's taxonomy places the organism in Eukaryota, Metazoa, Arthropoda, Insecta, Diptera, Tephritidae.